AAUUCUAAGCCCCGCCCGCCGCUUUAGCCUCCCACCAAUCAGAGGGCCGCGUUGGCUGUGGGCGGAAUCAGAGACGAUUGAGUCCCGUGUACGAGCUGCAGGGGCCAGCUGUCCGACCCAGCGCCCAUUGGUGCCAGUCACAGUGCUGGGCUAACGUGCGGCGGUGCCUAUAGGCCGGAGAGCCGUGUCAUUAUCGGGACUCAGAGCAGAGAGAAGCACAGCCGGGGCCAGGGUGGAGAGAAGCGGGCUGGCAUGGAGGGGAGACCCUCGGUGAGCUCGGUGCACUGGUUCCGGAAGGGACUGAGACUACACGAUAACCCAGCCUUGUCUGCAGCCCUGCGGGAUGCCACCUCAGUCCGGUGUGUCUAUAUCCUGGAUCCCUGGUUUGCGGCCUCCUCCUCCGGGGGGGUCAAUCGCUGGAGGUUUCUCUUGCAGUCACUGGAGGAUCUGGAUACCAGUCUGAGGAAGCUAAACUCCCGCCUGUUUGUAGUUCGAGGGCAACCGGCAGAUGUCUUCCCCAGGCUGUUUAAGGAGUGGGGUGUCUCCCGUCUCACUUUCGAGUACGACUCGGAGCCUUUCGGAAAAGAGCGAGAUGCAGUCAUUAUGAAGCUGGCGAAAGAAGCCGGAGUGGAAGUCAUUGUGGAGAACUCGCAUACCCUGUAUGACUUGGACAGGAUAAUCGAGCUGAACGGACAUAGCCCCCCUCUCACGUACAAGAGGUUCCAGGCCAUCAUCAGUCGCAUGGAGCUUCCUCGCCGACCGGCCCCCAGUGUCACUCGCCAGCAGAUGGAGGCCUGCCGAGCUGAGAUCAAGCGCAAUCACGAUGAAACCUAUGGGGUGCCGUCUCUGGAUGAGCUGGGUUUCCAUAGUGAAAUUAAGGGCCCCAGUAUUUGGCCCGGGGGAGAAACAGAAGCGCUGGCACGUCUAGACAGGCACCUGGAGCGUAAGGCUUGGGUGGCAAACUACGAGAGGCCGAGAAUGAACGCCAACUCCCUGCUAGCGAGCCCUACGGGGCUCAGCCCAUAUCUGCGCUUCGGAUGUCUAUCGUGCAGACUCUUUUAUUACCGCCUGAAAGAGUUAUACAAGAAGGUGAAGAAAAACAGCCCUCCCCCACUGUCCCUGUACGGCCAGCUGCUUUGGCGGGAGUUCUUCUACACGGCUGCCACCAACAACCCCAAAUUCGACCAAAUGGAAGGGAACCCAAUCUGCGUUCAGAUCCCGUGGGACAAGAACCCAAAGGCACUGGCCAAGUGGGCGGAAGGAAAGACGGGGUUCCCGUGGAUUGACGCCAUCAUGACGCAGCUGAGGCAGGAGGGCUGGAUCCACCACUUGGCGAGGCAUGCCGUCGCCUGUUUCCUGACCCGGGGGGAUCUGUGGAACAGCUGGGAAUGUGGCGUAAAGGUUUUCGAUGAAUUGUUACUGGACGCUGAUUUUAGCGUCAACGCCGGCAGCUGGAUGUGGCUCUCGUGCAGCGCGUUUUUUCAGCAGUUCUUCCACUGUUACUGCCCUGUGGGCUUUGGGAGGAGAACUGACCCAAGCGGCGACUAUGUAAGGAGAUACCUGCCCGUGCUGAAGGCUUUCCCAUCCCGCUAUAUAUACGAGCCUUGGAGUGCACCCGAGUCGGUGCAGAAGGAAGCCAAGUGCAUUAUCGGUAUUGACUACCCAAAGCCCAUCGUUAACCACGCUGAGGCAAGCCGCAUGAAUAUAGAGCGCAUGAAACAGACCUACCAACAGCUGUCCCGCUACAGAGGCCUGUGUAUCCUGGCUUCUGUACCAUCCUGCAUGGAAGAUCUAGGGGGCCCCAUGGCAGACUCCAGCCAGAACAUAUCGGAAGCAGCUCCUAAACAGUCUCUGUGCAACGUCGAGUCCCCCAAACGCAAGCGCAAGGUGUCAGAAGAAGAGCCGCAUAUGAAAGUCAGGGUGCUGUGCGCCCCUGAGACAGAGAGGCCGGCAAAAGACUUCUGAGCGCCGCAGCGGAACCCCCCUCCCUGAUGAGCAGCUGAGACACAGAGACGCCCGCACCCAUAAUGGCAUUAGGACUAGCAGGAGGCUGCACUUUCCACAGGGGCCCCGAAUAGAUUUAACCUCUUAGCUCCCAGACGAGCGAUGCUGAUAUCAUUACUAGCUUCUCUGUCGGCCCUAGUUUAAAGCAUUCUCCAACCCCCAGCUCGGUAUUCGUCUUUAUCUGUAGAAGAGGUGUCCGACACGGGGGCCUCUGGCUUGCUGCGGAACUACAGCAGGUCCCGUGGGGUUGGUGGGAGUUGUAGUUCCCCAACCACUUUGGCGCUUCCAGCUAGAGAUCUGUGGCGUAGAUGGUGGAGGAUAUUUCAAGCCAAACUGCCUGUGCCGCGUCUGGCUCUGUACAUUGUAUAUAGGGUUACUAGAGGCUUGCUCAUUCCCAGGGUGCAACUCAUUCUGCCUUGGCAGGGGAGAGGUUAAUAUUGCAUGUAUUAGCAGAGCAGCGCUGCUGACGUGUAACCGCUCAUAUAUGUACAUUCUUCCCGUGUAUGUAAAUACAGAUGCUGUUUGUAUCAUAAAUGUAAUUUUAAAUACUCUUCA
Xenopus tropicalis (tropical clawed frog) is the source of this 2559-nucleotide messenger RNA. RefSeq names its product cryptochrome circadian regulator 2 (gene cry2). The record is from RefSeq and is a predicted model, not a curated record. The transcript is spliced from 12 exons. NCBI's taxonomy places the organism in Eukaryota, Metazoa, Chordata, Amphibia, Anura, Pipidae. Bases 253 to 1965 code for a protein of 570 amino acids.